Messenger RNA from Cryptotermes secundus, 2934 nucleotides. It is a transcript of the gene E(z), whose product is annotated as histone-lysine N-methyltransferase E(z). The record is from RefSeq and is a predicted model, not a curated record. Gene Ontology annotation, biological process: chromatin remodeling. NCBI's taxonomy places the organism in Eukaryota, Metazoa, Arthropoda, Insecta, Blattodea, Kalotermitidae. Gene Ontology annotation, molecular function: protein binding; histone H3K27 methyltransferase activity.
GAGUGUGGGUGUUUUUCGUUCCGUAAGGUUGCCUGCAUGAGGUAUGUCCGUCCAAGUCCUGCAAGUUGCUUGGUUGAUUAUGUAUAGAAAGUUUGAAGUUUGAUGUUGAUGGUUGUUGGGGAAUGAUAACCUUUCUUUGCCACCUCACUGCUGUCAGUCUAUAGAAGUUAUAUUUAGUAGAAAAGAAGACUUAUGACAACUUAAAGCCUGGGUUAUGAAGUCUGUGUCUACUGUUCACACAUACCACAUAAGCUUUGCCCUGACACAUUAAAUACAUUUCAUCAUGUGUAGUAAAGUAAAAGUCUCAGCAGAAUGGAAGAAGCGAGUCAAGUCUGAAUACAUGCGGUUGCGUCAGGUGAAGCGUUUCAAGCGUGCUGAUGAAGUAAAGAUUGCUUGGAAUUUGAACAGAAAGCAAAUGACAGACAUUCUCAUGGCAGAACAGAAACGAUGGACAGACGGGAAGGCAGUAUGGAUUUCAGUGCAGGAUACUCCUCUGCAUGCUGCUUGCAUGAAGAAGGCUGAGGUGGUGUGUUCUGAUGGGGAGGUGCAGAACAGUCCUGUAAAGAUUAUUAAUGCUGUCACCCCCAUCCCAACAAUGUACACAUGGGCACCCAUUCAGCAGAAUUUUAUGGUGGAGGAUGAGACAGUACUACACAACAUUCCAUACAUGGGAGAUGAAAUCCUUGACCAGGAUGGCACAUUCAUAGAAGAGCUCAUAAAGAACUACGAUGGAAAAGUGCAUGGAGACAGGGAAGCGGGGUUUAUUGAUGAUGCCAUAUUUGUUGAAUUAGUAAAUGCACUUAUGCAAUAUCAAAAUAAAGAUGAAGAAGCAAACCAGGAGAAAGGUGGUGAGAAGGAAGGGAAAGAAAAGGAGAAAUCUGUUGGUGGAGGUGUGACAUCAGGCAGUCGGGGAUGUUCAGGAGAAUCCAAGUCAGGGUCAUCAGGUGGGGCUGCUGUAGCCAAGCCAUUCCCACACACAGUGAUAUUCCAAGCCAUAUCAGCCAUGUUUCCUGAUAAAGGACGUACAGAGGAACUGCGUGAAAAAUACAUUGAACUGACUGAACGGCUGGAUCCCAAUGCACUUCCACCUGAAUGCACACCCAACAUUGAUGGUCCAGCAGCAGAAUCAGUUCCACGUGAACAGACAAUGCAUUCUUUCCACACGCUCUUCUGCCGACGGUGCUUCAAGUAUGACUGCUUCCUUCACCGUCUCCAAGUAUACCAUCCCGGACCCAGUCUGCACAAGAGGAAGGGGCCCGAUUUGAAGCCAUUCUCUGACCCUUGUGGAUCUGACUGCUAUAUGCAUUUGGAAGGGAUGAAGGAGAAACUGGCAGCCAUAGCAGAGAGGACUAAAGAAGAAAGUGAUGCUAUCAUUGAGUCGCAAGGUUCAGGCACUGGAGAACAGCAGAAGAUAAUAAACGGCUCAUCAGCCCAGCAGCGACCUAGAAAGGUGCGCAAACAGGCAUCUGUUGACUCUGGAAAUGAAGCCAGCUCUGAAGACAGCAAUGACAGUAACAAGUAUGACAAAGAGUUCAAGCGUAACCCCAGGAAGGACUGUGGAAACCCUGGACUUAAAACGGCACUUCAAGACAGUAGUGGGGGCCAGGAGCCAAUGUCUACAACAACCUCUUUCUCUCUGCUGGGUACCAUGGGUGCUGAUGAUAAUUAUGAAUGGACUGGUGCUGACCAGUCACUGUUUCGAGCCCUGCACAAAGUUUUCCUCAGCAAUUACUGUGCCAUCUCUCAAAUAAUGCUCACCAAAACGUGUCAGCAGGUUUACCAGUUUGCCCAGAAAGAAGCUGCUGACAUUCCAACAGAAGAAUCGCUGAAAGACUUCACACCACCCCGCAAGAAGAAGAAGAAGCACCGUUUGUGGUCUAUGCAUUGUCGCAAGAUCCAGCUGAAGAAGGACUCGAGUUCAAAUCAUGUAUACAACUUCACUCCAUGUGAUCAUCCCAAUCAACCUUGUGACCAGAUGUUAUGCCCAUGCAUUGGUGCGCAGAACUUCUGUGAGAAAUUCUGCCAAUGCAGCUCUGAUUGUCAGAACCGGUUUCCAGGCUGCCGGUGUAAGGCACAGUGCAACACAAAGCAAUGCCCUUGCUAUUUGGCUGUGCGGGAAUGUGACCCAGAUCUCUGCCAGACGUGUGGAGCUGAUCAGUUAUGGCACCAUCAGAUGUUGCUGGGUGGGGCAUAUUCCUAAAGGACAGCGCACAGAAGAAUGAAUUCAUAUCAGAGUAUUGUGGGGAGAUCAUCUCUCAGGAUGAGGCAGACCGAAGAGGAAAAGUGUAUGACAAGUACAUGUGUAGCUUUCUUUUCAACCUCAACAAUGACUUUGUGGUAGAUGCUACACGUAAGGGCAACAAAAUAAGGUUUGCCAACCAUUCUAUCAACCCAAAUUGCUAUGCCAAAGUGAUGAUGGUAAAUGGGGACCACCGCAUUGGUAUAUUUGCUAAACGAGCAAUCCAGCCCGGCGAAGAGCUGUUCUUUGACUACAGAUAUGGUCCAACAGAGCAGCUUAAAUUUGUUGGGAUUGAACGAGAAAUGGAGUUUCUGUGAGUGAUUUUGUGUUUAUAGGAACUUUAUGAUGAAGGCAUCAUAGGUAUGUGUUGGUUAUUUUGUAGCUUGCUAAUCAUCUGACAUAAGUACAUUUUCUACCAGUAUGCAUUAUACUUACAUUUGUUUAAUUUAAAAUAUGUAUAAUGUUCUGCUAUCUUUGGUAAUUUUGUGAAACAAAUUUGAAACAUGAGAAUAUAUUGCCAUAAAUGCACCCAUCAGUACUUUCUGUAGCUGUGACAGCGCAAAGGAAAUGCCAGACUCCUGCUCUGGGAAGAAAUAUGUUAAUUUCCUGUAAUUCUGGAAUCCAUGUUGAAAAAUGUUAUUAGAAAGAAUUAGGUGAUGUGUUGUUAUGUACCAAAUGUGAUCAUGUUCAAUGAA